Messenger RNA from Haliotis rufescens (red abalone), 4086 nucleotides. Its product is annotated as toll-like receptor 4. NCBI's taxonomy places the organism in Eukaryota, Metazoa, Mollusca, Gastropoda, Lepetellida, Haliotidae. The coding region runs from base 117 to 2723 and encodes 868 amino acids. The record is from RefSeq and is a predicted model, not a curated record. Gene Ontology annotation, biological process: immune response; toll-like receptor signaling pathway. The transcript is spliced from 2 exons. Gene Ontology annotation, cellular component: membrane. Gene Ontology annotation, molecular function: protein binding; transmembrane signaling receptor activity.
UGUACUUAAAUACGAGGAAGAUCCUAUUAAGUAUCAGCCUCGCGUCCUUAUGUAUAUGGUAUCGUCGUCCUACCACACGACUAGGGACACAGACAAGGAGACAAGAUAGUGCUGCUAUGAAUACAAUCUUGCUCUUGGUUUUCACACUGGCCCUGAAAGCCACAUCGACCAUGACCAGCAACGAAGUUGAUGAGAAUGAAAGUUGUGACCGUCGCUGUCACUGUUGGCAUGACAACAGAAGCUAUGGUGGGGACAUGAACAUAGCCAACUGUUCAGGCCGGAACAUAUCUUCACUGCAGGAUCUCAUCCUUCCUACAAACACCAAUGUGAUCCUUCUGGAACGUAACAACAUAAGAAAAUUGGGAAAUGACGACUUUAGACCAUAUCAUAAUCUGACCCAUUUAGAUUUGGGCACUAACGAGAUAUCGAUUGUGGAAGAGAGAGUGUUUGGACAACUGUACCAACUGGUUUUCCUUAACUUAGAAACAAAUCAUAUUGCUUUACAUGUUUUGGGCCAAAAUCCACAAUUAUUCAAAGACCUUGUUAGCUUGAAGGUUUUGAAAUUGAACGACAAUGGAAAUGGGCGUAAAAGUGUGUGUUCUGUUGACACGAAAACCUUAAACACCUACCCUGAUGUUUUUCACUGGCUUGUUUCGCUGGAGACCUUAUUCAUUGACGGAAUCACCAACGCAACUUUUGGUUUAGGAUUCUCUAACCUCACCAAGUUUACCAGCCUUACAAUGUCUGGAGAUAAUGGACAAUGUACCAUAGGGAACCUUCAUAAUACAUCCUUUGAACAUGUACAAUACCUAACAUACUUGGAUAUAUCAAACUGUUCUAUAACUGACAUUGAGGCUGACACGUUUUCACAUAUGCCAAACAUUCAAACCCUGAACAUAUCCUCCAACAUGCAUCUUGGAUUCACGAAAUUAGGUCAAGCUUUAUACGGCCUUCAGUCAUCUAACAUUAGAAUCCUGGUAGCGAACAGAAUCGUCCUAAUGCAUCCGAAAUGUGUCGUGAUCAAACAAGAGGAUGUGCAAUAUCUGAACAACACGUCCCUAACACGACUCUAUGUGGAUGACAACAGUAUCAUGAACAUCGAGCGAGGCGUGCUGCGUCUCUUGCCAAACACUCUGAGCUUCAUCUCUGCACAACGGCAUAAACUUGAUUAUGGAGCUUACUUCCAGGAACUGAAAUAUCUCACAGGCUUAAAGUAUUUGCACCUCAGUGGAGUGUCUUACCAUAUAGAUGUGCCCAUUCGAGAUAUGUUGGAGGUACAGUUUUCUGAUGAAGUAAACGGUAUCCAUCCAAUGUCUUGGGUUUAUGAAAUACAGCCUUAUACAUAUCCGUAUAACACAACGCCUGAUUUAGGGGUAGCAAAUUUAACACUACCCCCAAACCUGACGAAGGUUCAUUCGAACUUUACACAACUGACUAAUACGCUUGCAUCUGUAAGGAUUCAAGCUGAGAGUUUACAACAAGUGGAUCUAUCCAGCAAUCUCCUUCAGUUUCGUGAAGGGACUUUGUUAGGAUAUGACAAUGUAACCUUUUUAGACUUAUCCAACAACCUUGCUCGGUGGCUGUCUCCAGAUCUGUUUCAACACUGUGUUUCCUUAGAAGUGCUAAAUUUAUCGUACAACUUCUUCAAAUGGAACCUAUACAAUGAUACGGAGGGAAAGAUUUUCAGAAAUCUGUUUCGCUUGAAGCAACUUCACCUCGCAUCAAACGGUCUGGAGCAGGUAAGUGGGAUGAUAUUUCGUAAUCUGACAUCGCUUGAAAUUCUUAACUUGUCUAAUAACUCGCUGUACAACUUUUCCCCUGAACUGGGACAUCUAAAGAAGUUGAAACAGAUAGAUUGUUCAAACAAUCAGAUUCACUGGCUUAUGUCAGAUGUUCGAAGACAAAUAAGUGCUUUGAAACUAGUCUCCCCGAACCUGACGUUGAACCUGCGUGGGAACCCAUUGGGGUGUACAUGUUGGAAUUUAGAGACUUUAAGCUGGCUGCUUGAUUCGGGAGUGACCCAAGAUGAUAUGUAUGGCUAUUUUUGUUUGCAAAACCAUCACAGAAGAUACAUUAAAAAUAAAGACGAGUUUCAAGAUCUGAUAAGCGAAAUGAAGACCAAAUGCUUUGCUUCCGUAAGUAUUUCCCUUGGCACAUCUGCUGGAAUCCUUUUCUUCUUCUGUGUCGUGAUUGUUGGGUUGGUUCGAAGAUACAGGUGGAAGUUACGCUAUCUCUUCUACUCUGCCAGACUUAAGUAUAAAAGUGACCACAAUACUCCAGAUGAUGGGUACUUCAUGCAUGAUGCUUUUGUCUCCUACGCUGAUGAAGACCGUGCAUUUGUCGUCAAUGACAUGCAACACCACAUGGAAAUUUAUGAUGGAAUAAACCUCAACAUCCACCACCGUGACUUUAUGCCAGGAGAUCCUAUAGCUUCAAACAUCAUUGGCGCCAUCAAGAAUAGCAGGAAGACUGUGGUGGUUCUGUCCCAGAACUUCCUCAACAGUUACUGGUGCACGUACGAACUGCGCAUGGCCCAGAUGGAGAGCAUCAGUAGUGGGAGGGACAUUCUCAUCAUCAUCAUGUUCGAACCCGUGCCUGCCAAGAACAUCCCGCCAGAAAUUUUGAAACUGUUGCACACAGAUUCUUACAUAGCCUACCCAAGCGAUGAGGAAGACAGGGAGGAGUUCUGGAGAUGCUUGUGUCAGAGUGUCCGACCACAGUGACCGGGACCAUCUUACCGCGGAUGUAGCGAGAUCGUAUUCGUAAAAUUUGUGUUAGAGUCAGUUCCUGUAAUUAACGUCGGGUAUUGGGACGGAUAUAUUAAAAAAUAUUUUUUGUAUCGAAACCAUUUGGCCACUUCAACCAACUUCGGAUAUAUCUAAGGCAAAUGCAUGAACAUAUUGUUCUUGACGAACCAUUUGUUCUUUAUAACUAACUUCGGAUAUAUCAAAGAUUGAAGUGAGACCGUCAUAUCUUUUAAAUCUAUGUGUAACAAUUCGAAUUAAGAAUUCCUUUUUACUUUCAUUGCCGGGGAGACUAUUUUAGCAUAACACUGCCAGCGAAACGGCAAAGGGUUACUCAUUUUGGAUUAUGACAUGACUGGGGAAAUGGUCUACAAUUCUAUUUUCAGGCUACGGGGACGUUUUAGAGUAAUAUGACUCGACAAGUUUCCGGAAUCAAAUCUUCCUAUACUUUUUAAUUCCGGUUCGUGCUUUGUACAUGCGUCAACACAGUGAAACCUGUUUUGUCCGUACCCUGUGCUUUCCGGAUGGGUACCGUUAGGGAUGUCUACACAUGAACACACGACAUUAUUCCGUGACAAUGACUUUUUUAAGGUACUUGUAACGGUACUUGAUUAACGGGGCUGCACUGCACUUUGCUAUUUGUAGAUUUGUCAAAUGUCGUCUCAACGGAUUUAUUUUUAAUUUAGAGCUAUUUCUCACAAAUGGUUUCAAUAGCUAGUCCUUAUGACAAAGCGCUAUUCUAUAAACAUGACACAAGAUACUAUGUCCUGCAUAUUCUCACAAUCAUCACGUUGAUUACCCGUACCAUUUCUCACAUUGGAUUGUCAUUUUGGACACUCACUAGACACUCUCCUCUCAAAAUUAACGUCGUCCAAUAUACGACGUCAUCAAGGUACGAGGUCCAGAAAUGACCUCAUGAUAGAUCUAUUUUAUAUCGGGAAAUAACACACUCUUCGUUCUUAAUUGUUCUUUGUGAUUUAUCAAGUAGCUAUCUUAUAUAAUAUGAUACAAUAUAAAUGAAUUCCACCUCACACUUGAGGCAGCCCCUUGAAGUUAGCAUUAAAGUCAGACAAGGAGGCACUUCUCGAAUGAUUGGAACCAUUGUAAUGGAUAUUGCCAUGGCUAUGUUUGCCAUAUCAAUUCGCUGUGAACCAUUCAUGUCUGGCAGAAAUUAUUCCUUCUCAGUUUUAAUUGAUAACCUUGAUGUAAAUGAAUACUUGAAUAUAUACAUAUUUAUAUAUGCUUGUUUGUUAGUUUGUUGUUUAACGUCGCACUCAAUAAUAUUCCAACUAUAUGACGGCGGUCUGUAAAUAAUCGAGUCUGGACCAGACAAUCCAGUAAU